Messenger RNA from Gymnodraco acuticeps, 6129 nucleotides. RefSeq names its product BAF chromatin remodeling complex subunit BCL11B a (gene bcl11ba). Gene Ontology annotation, biological process: positive regulation of transcription by RNA polymerase II. The record is from RefSeq and is a predicted model, not a curated record. The coding region runs from base 845 to 2896 and encodes 683 amino acids. Gene Ontology annotation, molecular function: RNA polymerase II cis-regulatory region sequence-specific DNA binding; DNA-binding transcription factor activity. Lineage: Eukaryota; Metazoa; Chordata; Actinopteri; Perciformes; Bathydraconidae. The transcript has a single exon. Gene Ontology annotation, cellular component: nucleus.
UUUCCUCCAUAACAAACACACACACACACACACAUUCUCAGAGAUGAUAUAAUAUUUUAAUUACUAAUUGUUUAUUCUUUAAUGGUAUUACAAAUGUAUGAAACAUUACUGACCCGUUAUCAUUUUAUUACACACAUUGUUUUUGAUUAUAUUUGAUUUUGUUCAUAAUAAGACUCCACUUAGAUGUGUGUAUGAACUAAAUCAAAUAUAAUGUGCACAGAAUGAUAGUAGCUCACCAUUUAGGGCCACUCCUAUACCCCCGCAGCAGCAGCAGCAGCAGCAGCAGCCCUGGAGUCACAUUCAAAGCAGGGGCCCGCAUGUCAUCCCCUCUUUUCCCCCUUUCCUAAUCUUUAGACAAUAUCAGUAAAGGCAAAAAGCAAAGAACCCUACUAAAUAAUUAUAUGUUGGCUGAAAACUAAUUUGCCAUCCUCAACCCUUCAGAAGUGGGUGCUUGUAACUGUAGCGAUAUUCACAGUGGCUAGCCGUGACUUUUAUACCUAGGUCCUGACAGCUCACCACUGGAUAUUCAAGAUGCAGUACUAGGAUUAAGUACCUUUGGGCCAAUCCACUGUGAAAAUGCACAUGUGUGAUCAGUACGUAGCGUUUAUGUGACAACAUGAUGAGCCAAUGCAUUACUAGGACCAUACACACUUAUUUCACUGCUUUUCAGCCAAUUAAGUUCAAUCACUGCAAUGUUGUUGUAAAUUCCAAAAACGGUAAUGAGAUAUUGAUUAAUGAAUAAGGUAGAUUUGACCUUUACCCAAUCAUUUGUUUCAUUUUUCACUCUUCAUAUCAGAUAUGCUUCUUCAUUUCUGCCUGAAGUUGUGAGAGUGCAGUAUACGUGAUGGUGUUGUCAGCUGCAGUAUUUGAUGUGUUUCUUUCUCUUCAUGUUGCAGGUGGCAGGGAUGAGCCUUCCAGCUAUAUAUGUACCACAUGUAAGCAGCCCUUCCCCAGCGCCUGGUUCCUGCUGCAACAUGCCCAGAAUAGCCACGGCAUUCGGAUAUACCUGGAGUCCAACCCCUCAAACACUGCCCUCACCCCGCGCCUCGCUAUGCCUCCACCCAUGGGCAACGACUCCAUCCCGCAGUCCCCCCUCACCAACUUUCUCGGGGACAACAACCCGUUUCACCUAUUGAGGAUGGCGGGACCCCUGCUCCGGGAGCCUCCCCCAGGCUUUAUGGAGAACCGACUUCCCAACACGUCUCCAUUCAUCAGCCCGCCUCCCCGCCACCACCUGGACCCCCAUCGACUGGAACGCCUUAGCGCAGAGGAAAUGGGCCUCAUAUCACAGCACCCCAGUGCCUUUGAGAGGGUGAUGCGGCUAACGCCCAUGGCCAUGGAGUCCCAGUCCAUGGACUUCUCCAGGCGGUUACGUGAGUUGGCAGGGAACAACAACAACACCACUCCACCUUUGUCCCCCAGCAGGUCCAACCCUAUGCACCGACUGCUAAACCCCAAUCCCUUCCAGCCUGGGCCAAAAUCACCUUUUCUGAGCACCCCUCCCUUACCGCCGAUGCCCCUAAACAGCACCACCCCUCCCCAGACACAGAACAAAGUCAAGUCCUGUGAGUUCUGCGGUAAGACCUUCAAGUUCCAGAGCAACUUGGUGGUGCAUCGGCGCAGCCAUACUGGAGAAAAACCAUACAAGUGCCAGUUGUGUGACCACGCUUGCUCUCAGGCAAGCAAGCUGAAGCGCCACAUGAAGACCCACAUGCACAAGGCUGGAUCCCUGACAGGGCGCUCAGACGAUGGACUGUCCACCACAAGCUCCCCAGAGCCCGGCACCAGUGAUGUCACAGGUGAAGGCAUGAAGAAUCGUGAUGGGGACUUCCAGGGGGAAGGCAACGAGGAGGAAGAAGAGGAGGAAGAAGAAGAGGAACUUGAGAAUGAGAGUCGACCAGAGUCCAACUUCAGCAUGGAGUGUGAGUUCUUCAGGAACAGGGAGAAUGGCUCUAAACUGCCCUCAGAGGACAAGCCAUCACUCGCCCUUGAGAAAAUGGUGGAAGGUGGGGGUCUAAACUCUAUUCAGCAGUACAAUAAUUUAAUAGUUGACAAUCGAAAAAGGAUGCCCUUCACCAAGAGGGGUUCCGAUGGCCUGAGGGACACAGGGGAUGAGGACUCAGUGGCUGGGGAGAUAAACCACCACCACCAGCAGGAAGAGAGGACCACUAUUAAUGGCCGGAACUGUGGCUCCGUUGACUCUUUCUCAGGCCUGUUUCCACGUAAGCCCACCCCUAUCACCAGCCCCAGCCUGUCCAUCUCCUCAAAUAAGAGGAUCAAGAUUGAGAAGGACUUGGACAUUCCCCCAGCACCCCAUAUUCCCUCCGAGAACGUGUACUCCCAGUGGUUGGUGGGCUAUGCUGCCUCACGCCACUUCAUCAAAGACCCUUUCCUCGGCUUCACUGACUCCAGACAAUCGCCCUUCGCCACCUCCUCUGAGCACUCGUCCGAGAACGGCAGCUUGCGGUUUUCAACGCCUCCGGGUGACCUGCUGGAUGGAGGUCUUUCAGGACGCAGCGGCACCGCAAGUGGAGGCAGCACGCCUCACCUGGGUGGAGGUCCAGGCAGGCCUGGCUCCAAGGAUAGCAGGAGGUGCGACACCUGCGAAUACUGCGGCAAGGUGUUCAAGAACUGUAGCAACCUGACGGUGCACCGGCGCAGCCACACAGGUGAGAGGCCCUACAAGUGUGACCUGUGCAACUAUGCCUGUGCCCAGAGCUCCAAGCUCACACGCCACAUGAAGACACACGGCCAGCAUGGGAAGGAUGUCUUCCGCUGUGACAUUUGCCAAAUGCCCUUCAGCGUGUACAGCACCUUGGAAAAACAUAUGAAAAAGUGGCAUGGUGAACAUUUGAUGACAAAUGAAGUCAAAAUUGAAGAAGCCGAAAGAACAUAAAUUGGGGUCUCUCUUUCCAGACUUUGCGCCACACUUUGACUAAAAAAAACUUACAAAAUGGGGUAGCUGGAUACUCUUUUUCUGAAAUGUUCAUUUUGUGUAAAUGUUGUGUUUUUAAGAAACUGCCAAAUGAGAAAACAGAGAUCUUAACACCACUUAAGGCUGUCUAAACUGCCUCAUUUGGGGUUCCUUUUUAAACAAUCAGUCAGUUGAGUUAUAAUAUAUGUGGAGCCUUUAACUGUGCAAUCAUUUCUGUAUUUAUUCAAUUUUGUAUUUUGGCAUGUGCAGGUACAUUAUUAUUUAGGCUUUUUUUUUGUAUAUUUGUUUUACUUGAUUUAGCAUUUCUCUGUUUUUUGAAACCCCAUGUUAUCCUGAGAGUUUUUUCAGAAGACAAAGGUCAAUUUUGUUUUUUUUGGCCGCUGCUUGUAGUAAAUUGUAUAUUAAGCUAAACGUGUGAUUUCUUGAAGAGAGACUGAAUUCAAUCUUCAAUUUGAAAGUGGCGUUAACUGAGAAUGCUAGAAUUAGUCUAUUUUGUGUGAUGAUGAUACGCGGACAACAAUCCUUGUAGCAUGAACUGAGUCUAAAACAUGUCAAUAUAAUUGGAUAUGUAGCACUGAGCGUCAUAUUUGACAGUAAAUCUAAAAUCAAAGAGGAUCCCAAGGUUCCUGCUGAGAACAGAACUACCAGAGGAAACACAUCUGGAUAAGGCAGCUGCUGACUGGUACGUGGUCCCAAGCCUCGACAACGCUACGACAACCAUCUUCUGCUUUCCAGCCCCUCCAUCUUACUUACAUUCAAACAUCCAUUCAUUAUACUUUGCAUCAAGCCAUAUGAUCUAGGCCAUUAUUGAUAUGGACUAAACUGAGCAUGAAGCCUCAGACAACAGCACAGGGACAUCUCAGGGUGAGCUUUACUACUUUUGUGAUUAUUUUUCUGCAUUUCCAUUUCACCAUAUGUUGGAAUUAGCGACAGUACAACACCCCCCCCCCCCCCCCCGAGGCUAAUGCCCAGGCUUUGUCCUCAAUUUAAAGUGGUUAGACUCAUUUAUAUUUGAAGUCACAGCUUGUAAAUAUAAAAUGAAUUAGUUUAGAGAGAGAUACAUGUGUGUGAAUACAUGGCAGACUACUCUUAGUUUCCUGCAGAACAUUUAAUUUGAUUGAUUUUAUAACCCUAUGCAUUUUGUGCUCAAAUGUCUCAUGACAUUUUUUUGAAAAGUGGUAGAGUAAAUGUUAACUUGUAUCUUCAUAGUGAUCUAUAAAUGUAUAAUCUGAUUACUGAAGUCACCAUGUGGUUAAGGAAUCCACUAAGAAUAGGAAUCCUCAAAGGUUUCACCAUUAGUUGUAGGACAGUUUUGUGUAAAAGAGGAAAUGAUAUGUCAAUGUGAGCGGAAGUAGUAAGACUAACGGUAAGACAUCAGUUCGCUCCAUGCCCCUUUGUUUUUUUAAACAUCAUAACCCCAUCCACCUUCAUAGCUGCUGUCAAUUCAUAAAUCUAGAGUUCUUAGCAACAGAUCCGCACUUUAUAAUUUCCCCGUCCGACACAGAGAGAGCUGGACAGAAAGGUGCUGAAGGGUGGAGAGCUUUGGGGUCUGCUGAUGCUGAAGUGCCCAGGGUUGUUAGGCAAGGCUUUUCCAAUGCUGGCACUAUAAAAAAAAAAGGAAAUAUAAUUUAUUUGGGACAGUUUUUGUACUGCCAUUCAAUUUGACAUGAGUGUGCCUUGAAUAAUGAUCUUCCUAUUUAUUGUCUCAGACAAAUGCAACACUUUUUAUGAAGCAUCAAAUUGAACAACAAAAAAUGUGAACUUUAACUUGUAGUUUGACAUUUCCACGGAAAUAUAAAUUAAAUAAUGCUGAGUUCAGGCUAGGAGUACCCAGCACAAUAUCAGUGUGUGUGUGUGUGUGUGUGUGUAUAUGUAUGCAUAUGUACAUAUAAAGGCACAAACCUAUAUAUAGAUAUAUAUCAAAUUCCUCAAUAGUCGGUCCAACAACAAAAAGCCACACAAAAAGUCAAGGAAGAGACUCAACAAAAAUCAGGAAAUGCAGAAACUAAAAAAAACGAAUUUAGUGCACUCCGUCUUAAAAUAAGUUUACAGUAUUAAAACAAGUACAAGGGUAAAAUAAUAUUUGUGUGUAUGUGUGUUUUGAACAAACAAGUAUUUUUUUUUCAGUUUUGCUUAUGAAGUUUCUCUGAAUGCCGUAGUGGCGAUGUGUAUAUUGUUUUAUAUUUUUUCCGGGUUUUUUUUGGUGACGGGGUUUUAGUAUAUAUAUAUAUAUAUAUAUAUAUAAAAACAUAUGAAUAUAUAUUACAUUUUUCUUGUUUACUGUAAAAGUAUACCAGUAUUUGUAAUAUUGGAGAAUGCCUGGGCAUUUUACAAAAAUAGAAAAAAGGUUGUUUUUCUUUUUUUUUGCAGUCCAAUUUAAAUUGUGGGUCUCUUAAACUGUUUUUGUCACUGUAAUUGUAAAAGUCUUAAGUUUUAGUAACUUUUAUUCUGCCUUGGGUGUAAUGAAAUAAAAAUAAACAGAUUUAAAAAUGACUUGGAUUUGGUGGUGGGAUGGCUGUUGGGGUUUGGUGGGUGGACGGGUUUUCUACCUUAGAACUUCAGAACAUUUGUUCUGCUUUCCAGAAGAAACACACGGAGAAUACUGACUUGUAUCUAGUUCUCUUCUUCUUGAAUGGAGUAUUCUUCAUGGAUGGUUUGAAAUACAAUUGUAGGCACUUGCUGUCUUUCCUAAGGAGCUUCUUUUUUUUAACUUGAAGGCUAUGUGCAUCCUGUUGUGAACACAGUACCUUGUCAUGUCUGCUCUUAUAUCUGGUGCAGGGGAGCGUGACUUCCUGCCAAUGAAAAGAUAAAACUCACAGGCUGCCACCAGCUGUCUCUCUCUUUGGCAGUACAAGUAUCUGAUGAAUUUGUACUUGUAAUGAAUCGUACUGAAUCACAUUGUACAGUAAGCGAUCACAAGGCUGUUAGACAGCCUUAAAGUAACACGAACGCAGCCAAUGUUCAGUUUACCGCUCCAUUAUUUGUACAUAGUUUUCUAUGACGCUGUUUUACUUUUUAUUUGUUUGUGAUCUUUAACUGGCACUGGCGGUGACUUCCUGUUUCUGAAGGGGGGGUGGCGGGGUGUUAUUCUGUUUGAACUUUGUGACCUUCAUGUGUGUUUUCCGGCACAUGCCUCCCCCAUUGAUAUUCCUCGCAUUGAGAACAGAGCACAAAUACAAGCUGUUACAAUUAUU